Messenger RNA from [Torrubiella] hemipterigena, 1743 nucleotides. NCBI's taxonomy places the organism in Eukaryota, Fungi, Ascomycota, Sordariomycetes, Hypocreales, Clavicipitaceae. The record is from the annotation of a GenBank genome assembly.
UGUGCUCUAGGACAGUCUAUAUAAAGAAUCGACUAGGCGUAAAAAAAUAAAGAAAAGACUUAAAAAAAGUUUAAAAUCCAGAAAUGUCCAAAUAAUUCUCCUACCCUUUUCCAUGCCACUAUAUUAUUAACGUUUUGUGCGUUGUUCCCAAUCCCGGCAGAGUUCCUAGUCUACCUGCACUGUUAAAGGCAACGCGUAAAGAGCCCGUGGUCGCGUGUCUACGCGAGUUCCGAGCUGAGCUGUGCUUCUCCUUCGCCUUGCAUUUAUAAAAUCGUGAAUUUCAGUUUCGGCCGCACAGCACUUUCGCCCCCUUAACUAGCAGAAAAUAUACUUCAAUUCGCACAUUUACUCCAUCUUGGAAAUUUUGCAUUGGUCUUGGUUACCUACUUACCAACACAAUCACGGCAUUCGUACGCAUACCAUUCACCAGGAGAUUGGCCUUCCACAGAGCCGUCACUCAGAUCUGGCCAUCAUUCACAAUGUCGACUCUCAAGCGCAAAGCUAGUUCUACCAGCUUAUCAUCAGACACCAAAAAGCCCAAGGCCAAUGGAAGCAUCGCCAGCUUCUUUGGAUCAUCUCCAAAGCCAGCAGGAAAAUCGGACUCGGCCGCGUCCACCCCAACAGUCAAGUUUGACAAGGAGAAAUGGGUUGCCAGUCUAUCAGCAGAGCAGCGCAAGCUUUUGGAACUAGAGAUUAACACCUUAGAUGAGAGCUGGCUUGCCCACCUCAAAGAUGACGUAACAUCGCGCGAGUUUUUGGAGCUCAAGAAAUUCCUCGACCGAGAGACAGCAGCCGGCAAGAAAUGGUUUCCUCCAAAGGAAGACAUCUACUCAUGGUCUCGCCAUACCAAAUUCAACAAUGUUAAAGUCGUCAUCCUGGGCCAAGAUCCGUAUCACAAUGUCAAUCAAGCCCACGGCAUGGCCUUCUCAGUCCGACCUCCUACAGUACACCCACCUUCGCUCCGAAAUAUGUUUAUCGCUCUGAAGAAAGACUAUCCCAGCUUUGUCACACCACCGAAAAACGACGGGCUGCUUACACCAUGGGCUGAUAGGGGUGUUCUGAUGUUGAACACCUGCUUGACAGUGCGCGCCCAUGAGGCGAACUCACAUGCCAAUCGAGGAUGGGAGAAGUUCACGCAAAGAGUCAUUGAUCUCGUUGCACAAAAGAGAACUAGGGGUGUUGUUUUUAUGGCAUGGGGUACGCCAGCAGGCAAACGAGUGAUGAAGGUGAAUAAGCAGGCGCAUCUUGUUCUGCAGAGCGUCCACCCAAGUCCUCUUAGUGCAUCAAGGGGAUACUUUGAUUGUGGGCAUUAUAAAAAAUCCAACGAGUGGCUAGUAUCUCGUUAUGGCAAAGAUGCCGAGAUCGAUUGGGCGUUGGUCAAAGGCAACUCAACGCUGCCUGAUCAAGCAGCUGAAGCAAGCGAUGAUAAGCCCACCACCGGUGAAGGCAUCCCCGUGGUGAACCCCGACGUUGCAGAGGCCAAGCCGGCACAAAAUGGCGUCAAGGAGAUUAAAAAACAAGAAGGGGACGAGUUUGGAGACCUCGAUGUUGAUUCAGACGAAGAGGCCGCACUACAGGAAGCUAUGAAGAAGGCUGACGAGGAAGAGGCGGCCAAAAGAUGAGCGUUUCAGGCACAUUAGGGAAACAAUUGAGUUUAGUGAGAUUUGGCCUUGACAACCAAGUAGUAGUUGGAGCAGAUCGUCCGUCUAGACAGGUCAAUCGACGUGUAUAAUUGGUCUACAA